AUGUCCUCUGUGGUCGCUGAAAAGCAACAGUGCUCCCUACUUCACUUGGCAGCUGAGAGUGGACAUGUUGGUGUUGCUGAACUCCUCAUUCAGGCUGGAGCACAGAUGGACAGCCGGAAUAAGUAUUGUGACACCCCACUUCACAUGGCAGCUGAGUCGGGGAAUAUGGGAGUUGCUGAACUACUCCUUAAUGCUGGAGCACUGGUGGACAGCAAAAAUAAGUAUGGAGUCACCCCAUUUCGUAUGGCCAUUUUGAGAGAACAUUAUGGUAUUGCUGAAUUCCUUAAGCCUGGGACACUGGUGGACGAUAAGGAUGGCAAGGCACCUAAAUCACAUUCAGAAAUUACUCCAGAAGAAGUCUCAUCCCUGUCGCAACAACUGAUAAAGAGCCUCAACAUUGGUGCAGAAGGAGGUGACAGCCUCAGCAUUGGUGCAGAAGGAGGUGACAGCCUCAGCAUUGGUGCAGAAGGAGGUGACAGCCUCAACAUUGGUGCAGAAGGAGGUGACAGCCUCAGCAUUGGUGCAGAAGGAGGUGACAGCCUCAGCAUUGGUGCAGAAGGAGGUGACAGCCUCAGCAUUGGUGCAGAAGGAGGUGACAGCCUCAGCAUUGGUGCAGAAGGAGGUGACAGCCUCAGCAUUGGUGCAGAAGGAGGUGACAACCUCAGCAUUGGUGCAGAAGGAGGUGACAGCCUCAGCAUUGGUGCAGAAGGAGGUGACAACCUCAGCAUUGGUGCAGAAGGAGGUGACAACAUCAGCAUUGGUGCAGAAGGAGGUGACAACCUCAGCAUCGGUGCAGAAGGAGGUGACAACCUCAGCAUUGGUGCAGAAGGAGGUGACAACCUCAGCAUUGGUGCAGAAGGAGGUGACAGCCUCAGCAUUGGUGCAGAAGGAGGUGACAGCCUCAGCAUUGGUGCAGAAGGAGGUGACAACCUCAGCAUUGGUGCAGAAGGAGGUGACAGCCUCAGCAUUGGUGCAGAAGGAGGUGACAGCCUCAGCAUUGGUGCAGAAGGAGGUGACAACCUCAGCAUUGGUGCAGAAGGAGGUGACAGCCUCAACAUUGGUGCAGAAGGAGGUGACAACCUCAGCAUUGGUGCAGAAGGAGGUGACAGCCUCAGCAUUGGUGCAGAAGGAGGUGAACUACAAACCACGUCCUGUAUCGUCAGUGUGCCACCUGGAGCCGUUACCAUGCAAACAGUGAUCACUUGUCGGAUCAUCGACCCCAAUGACGUCACACUGUCUCUUAGGGAUGGAGACAUGUUAGUGAGUGACAUCAUUGAGCUGGGCCCACAAGGAACAACCUUCCUCAAACCUGUCACUGUACGUCUGCCGUACAACAGCACGUUAUCAGGUGACACCAGGGAACCAGUCAUAUGGGUCACAGAAGACAUGUCACAAUGGAGAGAACUCAAAACAACCAGAAAGAGCAAAGAGCAUAUCACAGUUACCGUGGAUCACUUUGCCAUCUUUGCUGUCAUCAGUCAACUCAAACGAGACCACUUUUCUGUAUCUACAAAAGGAGUCACAGUGACAUCAUCAACCCAGCCUACUGUAAUAAUCACUAUCCCUGAGCAGUCAGUGAGCACGCCGAUUCAAGUGAAAUUACAGGUUCAAGAAAUUUCCAAAGAAGUAUUGGAGGACAUGAAGGCCAGGGACCAGUCUUCCCACAGCCUUGUUUGCACCAGCCCGAUAGUGAAGAUCGAAGCUGCUGAUCAGUUAACAGUACACUUCAACAAGCCAGUCACAGUGCAAGUGCCACAUCCUCGGCACUACAUGGAGGUUCCACAAGGUGGCGCCACCGAACUGCGUGUGACAUCAUCUGAGGAGGGGACAGACCAGUGGACAGAUGUGACUGAUGAUGUCAACAUCCGAGACCUUGGAGAAUUUGUUGAGUUCAACGUCACAGAAGCCUCCAGCCAUAUCAUACUCGAUAUGCAGGCUGGUGGCAAAUCAGAGGAAAUAGGACCGAUUCCGUUGGCACUUUGCAAUUGGAUUCAUCAGCAUGAUGCACAGUUCAUGCUAAUGCAGCGGGAGGACAACCAAAAUCAGUUCCUCAUAGAAUGCUGCAAAGUCAGUGACACAGACGACAAAGAGACUCGUGCUGGUUACAAGGCUCCAGUACCAAGCAAAAUAGUAAGGCUGUGUGAAGGCCAAAAGGUAGGAAUAAACAUAGAAGGCAACGUGUCAUUCGCACAGUUCGGCAAGGCUGACAAGCAAAUAACUUUCCACAGUCAGAUAAAACAUAACCUCCUCCAUAUCACAGUCAGAGGUGAGAAAGAAGGCAAAGGCAAGACAGAUUUAGACGGAGAGGGGUUUGUGACGUUCUAUGCCUUGCCUCGCGUUUCUGUCGGAGUAAAUGCCCAUGGAAAGAAAGUAUGCAGUGUUCUGAGGAAGGAACAAGAACCAGAAGAGCAACCCAGCUCAAUCUUUCUGUGUGAACUUUCGAUAAAAGUACUCCCGGCUAGACAGAUGGAAGACCACCUGCAGGUACUUACAUUCUUUUAUAUUGGAUCAAAUGAAAAAAAAAACUAUUACAGACGUAUGGCUGAUUACAUCUACUUCAUCAAGGAAAAAGCAAGCACUGACUGGAUGGACUUGGCCCAUUUUCUUGGUUUCUCAUGGACAGACAUUCAAAACAUUGCCGAACUAAACCGUGACAAUAAGAAAAGCUGCUGGCACAUGCUGGGAAAGUGGAAACGGAAGAAAGGGAACUUUGCAACCAUAGAUUUGCUGAUGAAGGCUCUAAAACAGGCAGGGCUGCAGAGUGUGUUGGAUGGUUUGAAGGAGAAAUUCCCAGAAACAACUGUGAAGGAAGCACCAGUGGCUGAGAAGUAA
Branchiostoma floridae (Florida lancelet) is the source of this 2832-nucleotide messenger RNA. Its product is annotated as ankyrin-3-like. Gene Ontology annotation, biological process: neuronal action potential; signal transduction; negative regulation of delayed rectifier potassium channel activity. The record is from RefSeq and is a predicted model, not a curated record. Gene Ontology annotation, molecular function: transmembrane transporter binding. The transcript is spliced from 11 exons. Gene Ontology annotation, cellular component: synapse; membrane; axon initial segment. The coding region runs from base 1 to 2832 and encodes 943 amino acids. NCBI's taxonomy places the organism in Eukaryota, Metazoa, Chordata, Leptocardii, Amphioxiformes, Branchiostomatidae.